AUGGCGGCGCAAUCUUCGGAAAAUGCCCAAAUCCCCGAGAAAUCACAAAGCAAUGUACUAGUCGUGGGUGCAGGCCCAGUUGGGCUUGCUAUCGCCCUGAGACUUGCGCUAGCUGGUAUCGUGGUCGAUGUGGUAGAGAAGGAGUCAAAGCUAGGCGAGGAACCUCGUGCUGUGGCUUAUUACGCGAGCGCACUGAUUGCCUUGGAUAAGAUGGGGGUGAUACCGGAUAUGGAGAAGGCAGGGUUUGUUUCUGAGGGGUUUUGUUGGCGUAAGCCAAUCCGUGCCGAUGGCCAGGGAGGCUUCGCGAUGGGUGACGUGAUCGCUUGUUUGCCUAUUCCUCGAGAUAUGAAAGAGUCCCAUGGUGUUGGUGGGAUCUUGUAUCUACCGCAGCCAGAGCUGACCAAACUGUUAUUCGAGAAGGCAGCCGCAACUGGCUUGGUCACUGUGCAUUUUGAAGAAACCCUCAUCAGAAUUGACCAAAAUGCGUUAGGUGUCAGAGCCACGACCAGGAGAGGUGAUACAGAGACAGCAUUCCAAACAUCCUAUCUGGUGGGUGCUGAUGGCGGCCAGUCGGCUACCAGGAGGCUGUUGGGUAUUCCUCUAAAAGGACACAGCUGGCCAGAGAAACUAAUGUCCAUCGAUUUUCUAUUCGAGGAUCCAGAUCUCGACGCCAAGUUCCCAAGUCAGUUCAUUGUACACCCGAUAUCCUGGGGCAUUGUCACUCCGUUAAAACCCGUCGAGGCUGGAAAGCGGACCCUAUACCGGUGUGCUGUUAGCUUGGACCCAGAAGACCAGACCCCAGUUGAUGAAAUGAAUUCAACAGCUCAUGUCAUUUCACUUCUGGAGAAAAUGCUUCCUGGCCCUAGGCCAAUCAACGCAGAAGUAAUCAAGUCUUCUCUCUAUCGAAUCCACCAAUUGUGUGCUUCUACUUUCAGAAGGGGAAGAUGUGUGCUCGCGGGAGAUGCAGCUCAUCUUAACAAUCCCAUGGGUGGUAUGGGACUUUCAACAGGCCUGAUUGACUCCGAAGCCCUAUGCGAUAUCCUCGAGAUGAUUAUUCUUGAAGGGAAGUCGUCUGACCUGCUUGAUAUAUAUGCGAACGAGAGAGCAAAAGCAUUUCAGAUGUUUGUUGACCCUCAAAGUACGCAGAAUAAACUUCGAGUCCAAAGUGACCCUGAAUUAGCCCACGAAAAUUGGUUGCUCCGGCAGCUGAAUAGCACAUCUCCCAAGUUUUUGGAAGAGUUCGGGUUGCCAUUUUUCCAACAGUGGAGGGUGGAUAUGAAGGAAGUAGUCUCACGGAUAUCGUAG
Molecule: messenger RNA, 1305 nt
Organism: Penicillium egyptiacum
Lineage: Eukaryota; Fungi; Ascomycota; Eurotiomycetes; Eurotiales; Aspergillaceae
Source: the annotation of a GenBank genome assembly